UUUUAUUCUUCUUCCCCAGAGCUGACAGCUGUGGAUAUCACAUGUAAAAAGAUUGUCAGCAGUGUCACAUACUCCAGCCAUCACCGCAUUCAGAAAUACUACUGUGCUUUUAUCAAAAACAAACCACGAUAAGAAGAGGUCUGGGUACGUUGUUUCUCAUUUAUUCAUCUACCAUGGAGUCCCAGUCGUCACCUUUUUAUAGAGGCGAAGAAGGCCACAUUUUACAAAUUGACGAGGAACUAGUGCGUAGAGGACCCCGUCGCAAAAGGGAGUUUAUACCUGAGGAGAGGAAGGAUGCCCUCUACUGGGAGAAACGUCGUAAGAACAACGAGGCAGCCAAACGCUCACGGGAGAAGAGAAGGAUGAAUGACUAUGUGCUGGAGACUCAUCUCAUGGCCAUGAAAGAAGAAAAUGCCAGGCUCAGUGCUGAAUUAAUGGCCAUUAAGGUGCGCUUUGGCCUAAUCCACCCUGCAGCCUUCACUGCUCACCACGUCAACCAACUGCAACCCCAUGUCCACAGCAGCACCCAACCUAUCACUGCCACUAGCACGCACCACCAGUCCCUGCAAAGGGACUACAACUGGGGUGGCAGAGAGUCUUCCGUUAUACAACAACCACCUCACCCUGUCUUCAUUCCUGCAUAUGCCUUCCACACAACGAGAGGCUAUUCAUAUUUGAACAUGUCUGGAAAAACUGGACCUGGCCUCCUCCCUCCACUUGGCAUUCCUCAAAAUCUCUUUCCCCCGCAUUUGUCCCCUCCCGGAGCUCAUCUACUGAAACCCAUUCCUACGAGAGCUGCCUCAGAUGAGGAUGAGGAGCAGCAGGUUCCGGGGGUGUUGUCCCGAUCCUGCCCUGCUCCACCUCGCAAAAUCUCCUCCAGAGUCAGAAACUACUCUCCACCAAGACAAUACAUGUCCAACUGACUGUCCAAUAGAAAAGGGUUCAUGUACUGUACAAAUUGAAUGACUGAAAAACAUUUUCUUUAUUUCUCUUCACUUACGGUCAAAUGUUUCUGCUGACACUGUAAGAGCUCUUUUGCUGUGAAAUCAGGGCGCAUAUAAACUUUCACACCGGUGAUAGACCAAUACUCGGCCCUGGCCGAUUAUCAGGCCAUUUAUUGCCAGUUUGCACAUUAUCUGUAAAAAGUGUGCUACUCAGGCACCGCUACAGCUCUGUGUCUGUCACUCACCACUGAGUCCAAUUUAAUGUCCCGCCCACAACUCUGACUGACUAUCUAUUACUGUGUAUAAUGUUAAAAGUUUGUAAUUAAUUAAAUAAUUGCUUACAGUAUCUAAACAAAGUUUGUGUUGGAUUUUGUUAUAUUCCAAAAUCUUAAAUUUUCACUGUAUAUGCAUAACGGUUCCAAAUCCAAAUCGGUUUCGAUUUUAUUAACUGCUAAUUAUCGGUAUCGCCCUUGAAAAACCAGUGUCGGUCAAUGCCUACUCCCCGCUCUGCACUUUUUGUAUCACAGCGCACAUUGAUGGUUCUAUGUUGGAUGAUGAUCAUUCACACUAUAGCCAUAUGAAGAACAUUUUUCCCUUAAACAAGUCAGUAGGUGUCUGAAUAGAUUACAUUCAUGUUUAAGUUCACAGCAUGCCCUGCUGUGCCACAAAAAUAGAGCUCUGAAGCUACUUCUCUGUGUGUGCUCUUAAGUCAAUGUUGAGUAAAGGUUCAACUUUGGGUUAUAAAUAAGAUAACAAUACCAACUGAUCUCAGCUAACCAGUCUCUCUUCAGAACACUGAUAACAAUGUAACCACUUAAAGAAGCAAAGCCAUGGGUCCUCUUUUUACAUGUAUGAACUGCGACAGAACUAGAUGUGUCCUAUGUCAUUGUGCUUUGUUUGAUAAACAUUUUUCAGUGCUAAUGUACAUCUUUUACCAUUA
Molecule: messenger RNA, 1884 nt
Organism: Etheostoma spectabile (orangethroat darter)
Lineage: Eukaryota; Metazoa; Chordata; Actinopteri; Perciformes; Percidae
Gene: nfil3-4
Product: nuclear factor, interleukin 3 regulated, member 4
Exons: 2
Coding region: 174-923 (249 amino acids)
Biological process (GO): regulation of DNA-templated transcription; circadian rhythm
Cellular component (GO): nucleus
Molecular function (GO): DNA-binding transcription factor activity; DNA binding
Source: RefSeq, a predicted model, not a curated record